GAGCAUUUUUCAUCAUUUAAGCACACCAAGGAGGGGAAGAGUGAGAGAGGUGCGGUGGAGAGAGACAGCCUCUUAGAGCCGUGAGGCAGAAGUGAUGGAUUCAGCCUUCGGAAAAGUGACAGUCUUCUCCCAACCAGCCACGGGCAGUACACAUCCUGCCCCGGACUCUCACCAUUUGGCAGGAAAGUAAGCUCCAACAUCCAUCUAAAGGUACCCAUUGUCUUUUUCUCAGAGUGCACACUUUUCAAGAGGAUCUCUGAACUGUUUACUCAAUGUUUGCCAAAGAGUGUCUGGGAGGUUGGGCAACUGCUGAGCAAGUGGCAGCCUUUUAAUGACAAAGUUCUCCACUGUUGGAAUGGACUGAGGUGAUCAUUUCAGAGAGACUGGACGAGGAGAGAGAAGAUACAUAAGUGAAACUUUCUGACUUGGGAUGAAUUCCUACCAAGGCAAUCUCCGAAGAGCUCUGGCAGAAGGGCAAAGCCACUGAGAACCUCCUCAACACUGUGCAGUUGUCUUGUAAGCAUUUAUUAAUCUUAGUUUUGGUGAGUUGGACAAUAACACAUGGAGCCCCCUUCAAUGGUCCUGCUGGGGGUCAUUCUGGUUUACGGACUAAGUUGGGGCGUCCAGCAGACACAGGCAAGUCUGUCGGACAAUAGCCAAGACAAGCAUAAGACCCAGGAAUUUGGGAGCAGUGAGGAUGAUUUGGAAGGAGAGUUUUUGUAUGCCGGCAGGAGCAAACGUGCUCCAGCUGAACAGCCACAGGACAAGUGUUCCUAUACUUUUAUCGUGCCUCAGCAAAAGGUGACCGGAGCCAUCUGCGUGAACUCCAAGGAACCCGAGGCCAUGUUGGAGAAUCGGGUCCACAAGCAAGAGUUAGAGCUGCUGAACGUGGAGCUCCAGAAACAGAAAAGGCAGAUCGAAACCCUACAGCAGCUGGUGGAGGUGGACGGAGGUAUCGUCAACGAGGUCAAGCUUCUAAGAAAGGAAAGUAGAAAUAUGAACUCCAGAGUGACUCAGCUGUACAUGCAGCUCCUCCAUGAGAUCAUCAGGAAGAGAGACAAUGCUCUGGAAUUAGCCCAAAUGGAGAACCGGAUCCUGAACCAAACCUCAGAGAUGCAGCAGCUCACCAGUCGAUACAAAGAUCUCGAGCACAAGUACCACCACUUGGCUUCCCUUGCCACAAACCAGUCAGCUAUAAUUGCCAUGCUGGAGGAGCAGUGCCAGAGCCGACACCCUCCCCGUUACAUUCCUGCCUCGCAGCCACGACCUCAACCUCCUCCACCACCAUCUCCACCUCUCAACAAGCCUUACCAGCCACCUUACCAGCCACCUCUCCUUCCACGCAUAAACAAUCCAAUCAGCAAUGAGAUCCAGAGCGACCAAAAGUCUCUUCCGCCCCUUCCUACAAUGCCCGUUGGUACACACAGCCCAUCUACCACUGACAAACCAUCUGGUCCAUUCAGAGAUUGCCUGCAGGCGCUCGAAGACGGCCACACUUCCAGCGGCAUGUACCUGGUGAAGCCAGAAAACGCCAACCGCCUCAUGCAGGUGUGGUGUGAUCAGAGACAGGACCCGGGCGGCUGGACGGUCAUCCAGAGAAGGCUGGACGGCUCCGUCAACUUUUUCAGGAACUGGGAGACGUACAAGCAAGGAUUUGGCAACAUAGACGGCGAGUACUGGCUCGGUCUGGAAAACAUCUACUGGCUGACGAACCAGGGAACCUACAAGCUGCUCAUCACGCUGGAGGACUGGUCUGGGAGGAAAGUGUUUGCAGAGUACGCCAGCUUCAGAGUGGAGCCGGAAGCUGACUUCUACAGGCUCAGAGUGGGCCGGUAUCAUGGAAACGCCGGUGACUCCCUCACCUGGCACAACGGCAAACAGUUCACAACGCUGGACAGAGACCACGACGUGUACACAGGAAAUUGUGCUCACUAUCAGAAGGGAGGGUGGUGGUACAACUCUUGCGCACAUUCAAAUCUGAACGGUGUUUGGUACAGAGGAGGACACUACCGCAGCCGCUACCAAGAUGGAGUCUACUGGGCAGAGUUCAGGGGAGGAGCCUACUCACUAAAGAAAGUAGUCAUGAUGAUCCGUCCGAACCCGAACACCUUCCAUUAGGGACACACCUGGAACGGUGUUUUCCAUCACACAGAACUCCUCGGCAUCAUUUCCACCAGACCAAGUCAGACCACAAAAAAAAACAAAAAAACAUGAUCCUGAAAGUGCAAUAUU
Messenger RNA from Xiphophorus couchianus (Monterrey platyfish), 2232 nucleotides. It is a transcript of the gene angptl2b, whose product is annotated as angiopoietin-like 2b. The transcript is spliced from 5 exons. Lineage: Eukaryota; Metazoa; Chordata; Actinopteri; Cyprinodontiformes; Poeciliidae. The coding region runs from base 562 to 2118 and encodes 518 amino acids. The record is from RefSeq and is a predicted model, not a curated record. Gene Ontology annotation, biological process: blood coagulation.